GUCGUAGGUCCCCGAGUCCCGACACCAUCGGUCGGAAAACGAAACAGCAGCGGGGGAAGCCCCAGCAUAUUCCUCGCGAACCUUCGGGUUUUUAUCCUGCGACGAUCCAGACGUUUCGUAGAAACCGAAAAAAGUUGCAAAAGAGAAAGCCUCCCAAUUCCCUCAUCGAUCCAGGGAGCUCGAACUCGAUCCUCCGAAGCCCUAAAAAUCCCAGCCACAGAUGCGUCGCAAUUGCUGCCACAUCUCCCUCGGCUUCGUCCUCAAGCUGCUGAGUUACCUGCAGGCCUUCGUCGGAGUCUCCAUCCUCCUCUACUCCCUAUGGAUGCUCAGCCAGUGGAACGACCGCGCCGCGCCCCCCGGCUUCCCCCCGCCGGCCUACCCGCCGGGCUCCUCGGCCGCGCCUCUCUCGAGCGCGCGGUCGGCGGAGAUGGCCCGCGCUGACCGGAGCUCGGGCCUGGAGCUCGCCGCCGACGUGGUCUCCAGAUGGGACGGCGGCCUGGGGCUCGCUCUGCGGUCGUUCGAGCUUCCCGCUCCUUGGUUCAUCUAUUCGUUUAUGGGAUUGGGCAUCGUGUUGUGCUGCGUCUCUUUAAUUGGCUGCAUUGCUGCGGAAGCAUUAAAUGGAUGUUGCCUCUGCUUUUACACUCUUCUUGUAUCUGUGCUCCUUCUCUUAGAAGCAGCUUUGGUGGCGUUUAUUGCGAUUGAUCAUCAUUGGGAACAGAUUCUUCCUUCGGACCCCACCGGAGAACUUGAUAGUCUUCGCUCAUUUAUUGAAAGCAACAUUGAAAUGUGUGAGUGGAUUGGCAUUGCCGUCGUUGUAGUACAGGGGUUGUCCCUGCUACUUUCAUUUGUUUUGCGAGCAUUGGCUUCUCCUCGGCGAGCUGAUUAUGAUGGUCUGGAUGGUUAUGACAAUGUUGAAGGUCAGACCAGAGAGCCACUUCUAAAUCAUAAAUCAAGCCCAACAUCAGGGCCUGCUAAGUCUGAUGUUAGAGGUGGUCACUCUGGUAUUUGGAGUUCACUCGUGAGAGAAAAGUACGGAUUGAACAACAAUGCCAAAUUCGGUUCAGACAGCCAGAACGCAUCAGGUAGUACAAAAACAAAGUGAUCGGAAUUGGAUGUGAUCCUGUAUCUUGGAGGCAAGGGAAAAGAAAAUUCCCCAUUCUCCACGAGUGACUGAAAGCAUUUGCCACGUGGGUUUGACUGAAAGCAUAUUGCACAUUGAUUAGAGAUAGAACUUGUGAUGUGCUUAGCAUUGAAAGGUCAUUUGUAAAGAAGAGUACUAUUAGCUUGAUUGGGGGGGUUGGUUUUCAUUGGCAUGGGCGGAUGACACUCCAUUCGUACUACGCAGCAUGACGGUUGUUCAUACGUGAUUAACAGUUGUUCGGUGCGUGUACGUUUAGUUUUGCUGUCUCUCUUGUAGCAUAAUAUUCUUGUGUCCAUGAACUUUUCGGAGUACUUUCACUACAAUGACAUCUGUGAUUCAACUUCA
Syzygium oleosum is the source of this 1486-nucleotide messenger RNA. RefSeq names its product tetraspanin-20. The record is from RefSeq and is a predicted model, not a curated record. The coding region runs from base 221 to 1102 and encodes 293 amino acids. The transcript is spliced from 6 exons. Lineage: Eukaryota; Viridiplantae; Streptophyta; Magnoliopsida; Myrtales; Myrtaceae.